GCUGUACUCGGCUUCCUGUCCUCCUCCGCUGCGCAGGAUGCCUCACAGUUUUGUUCUCAGUCUUCACUGCUGAGCUAAAGGGGCGUCUGGAGGGGGCAAAGGGCAUCCUGGGAGUUCCUCUGACAUCUAGCCCUCCGUUAACCCUCUCACGGGACGUUUUAUGGAUUCACGAGGUACAGAGCCUCGUCUCUCAGCCCAUCCAGAGCUUUAAAAGUGUCUCCUGGAAAAACCGCAGCUGAAGAUGGCUACGACGCUGCACGAAUUCACGCAGUUUCUGGAUCCUAAAAUGUUCCCCAGAGUGCUUCAGAUCCAGUCGGGAAUAUAUUGUCAAGGCUGCGUGUAUGAGAUGUUUGGAAGAGAGUGCUCUCUUUCAACAGGAGAUUUGCUAAAAAUUAUUGAAAUCACCAUCACCAGAUUCACUGCACAGACCUCCAGCAACAAUGAGAUUGAAAUUCCUGUGGAAUAUCCAGGUUUGUUCAGACUAGUGGCUGACAGUCAGCCGUACCGAAGCAUACAAGAGAUAGCAGACUCAGUGAAGGUCUGCUCCCACAGACUGUCCCAGCCCGUAUUCCUCAAUGGUUUGGAGAUUCCGCUGGCACAGGGCGUCAUACGGAAGGGAGACAGCUUCAGAAUUACUGCUGUCACCCAUGAGCUCAACGGUGGAUGUGUGCAAUGUGAACUGCUACACAGAGAGCCCAAGUUCUGCUUUAGCCUGAGCUUCUCCCAGCAAGGCCACUUCACAGAGUGCCAGGACAACCAAUUUUAUAACCUGAAAGAAAUAGCGGAGUGGAAAAUCUCCAAAGGUAGACAGAGGACAGUAACGGAGGUCAAAACUGUGCCCAAGAAGGACUUUUUAUUCUCGAAUUUGCUGGAGAAUGUAUCUGGAGAGCUGAAGUUGACUCCUGUGUAUGAAUUAAAGGCUGUCACAAAGCUCAGUGAGAAAAUUCUGGUCAUCCCAUCAAAUUUGGACGUGGAGGUGGUGGAUGUCACCGAACAGUUUGAUUGUGACUCCUUUGUGCAGCCUCUCUCCCUUACAGAUAUUUUCAAGAGGCCUCCAGACUUUUUUCCUGUGGUGGCCAAGUUGUCAUGUGAAAGGCAUUUCAAGCUUUCGCCAGAACUGGAAACGCUUUUUGAUUCCGAACACGUGAUCAUUCAUCAUGCUUUCUAUGCUAAACGAAUACUGGCCUCGGAAAUGGGUCGUGAAUCAACAAGACACUUUCUUAUUCCGGAGUCCUACAACGGGCGCUUCAAACGCAGGCCGCGGCAAUUCCCCACCGCCUACGAUCUGGAACGGGCACGCAGCGAGACCGAACAGAUCCGCGUGGUCGCCACUAGGGAGUUUGAGUCCGUGUACAACGGGCUAGAUUCCGUUAGUGCCGGAGAUGAGUUUAUAGUGACAAAAGGCAAAAGCUGUGCGCUUUCGCACAAUGGGACUAAGAGGGCAGCUGAUGCUUUUCAAUGUCUGAAAGUUACAGAGAAAAGCCACGGGAAGGAGGUUAAGGAGCCUGUGCGCCUCCCCAUGUGUUUAGAGGGGGGAUUCAUGGAGCUUGUUAAAGAUAAGCGUCAAUACACCAUGGUGGAAAUAUGCCGAUGGUUCCCACUGCCCUUCAACGUCAAAGUGUCUGUGCGUGACCUCUCUUUGAAGGUGGACGUUUUGGCUGGAGCGCCUGGUCUGCACAUCGAGGAGGAGAUCUCUGACCCUUGCCUCCUCAUUUCGAACACUGACCUGUCAGAGAUCAGGGAGGUGCCAGUAAAUCGCACAGACUUGAUCCUCAAUGUAAAACAGCGAUGGGAUGGCGAGAGUCCAGUAUGUAGUGGAAAUUCAGCCAUAGAGGAGAUCUCAGAGGACUGCUACUACACACUCAGGAGGUACGCCGUUACUACCAUCACACCCCCUCCACGGCCUCCCAAAAAACCAAAAGACCCUCCACCACGGCCUCCCAAGAUGAUGUCGUCCAGGUCUGAGAGCGCAAACAGUGAGAACUCCAGCUGCUCUCCACAGAGUCUUUGUGUUGAACCUUUUAAGCACGAUGACUUCAUGCAAUGCAGUGACACAAAAAAUGGAAAUGACAAAAAGAUUCCCAGUAGUCCAGUCACUUUUCAAAAACCUAAACUGCAGAAAGAUCCUGCCAAGGGCCGAAGUCUGGAAAACAUAUCCAUCACAAAACAUGACGAUGAUGACAACGAUGUGCAUGAUUAUGAAUAUAUAGAUGUAGAUCAGCUUGACAGCAUAAGAAAGACAUACCAAGAACAAAAUGUUACUGUGGGCAAAGGAAAACCGAGUAACACAAUAUAAGUAUACUGUGGUGACAACGGCUCAACACACAGAGUUCACUAUGGCUGUGUUCCAACACCAGUUAUUUUAAUUUCACAUGACGUGACUGACAUGGCCAUAACAAGUAUGUCGUAUAAUUGCAUAACGUUAUUAUAAAUCUGCUAGAAUGCAAAUAAUUUUUAGGUUACGGUCUUCCAUUCUUUUUAAAUUACAGUGCAAAGAAAGUACAUAUUAACCCUUUAGGAGAGCAGACGCGAGAUACAAAUCUGGGCUUUUUGGAAAUGCUUCUCUUAAUGGGAUUAAUGCCAAGCUUCGAGUAAACAGGUUAAAGUACUAUAGUUCAGCAUCAUCUUUGUUUGGUCAACUGAUGGUCUGAGUUUACUGCAUGUUAUAUAUUCUUUUUAAAUCCAUUAUGGUGCUUGUAUUAACUGGCACACUAUAUGUAACGAAACAGUCCUGUGAAGCAUACAAUACAUAUGCUUCCAAUUUUACAUAUCAUAUUUAUACAAAUAUUUACUCUGUACCAUUUAUGACAUAUAUUUCCAGGCAAAACAUUAUUCAACAAAAAGACAGUCACAAUGCAGAAAUAAGAGUAAACUGAACUAUACUCAUUUCAGCAGCCAGGGCAUGUGAUUCUGUUAAAGCAGUUGUUUUUUUUUUUGUUUUUUGUUUUUUUUGUAGUCAUCAGAGAAGCCAUUGCUACUUAAAAAAUCUCAACAGGGUUGUAGGCUGAAUGAUUAAAAUUAGAGAUGCACGAUAUUGGAUUUUUGCCGAUAUCCGAUAUGCCGAUAUUUUUUCAUCUCAUUUUGGCCGAUACCGAUAUAUAUCAUUUUAUUUGGAAAGUUAGUUUUUAACAAUAACUUAUUCGUUAGGAUUAAAUAAAUAGUAAUGAGUGGUUUACAUUCAAUCCCUUCUUUUUCAUCAGUAGACUAGCAUUAUUUAUGAUCUGAAUUUUGUAAAUUAAGUUCACUUUUGCUAUGUUAUAAGCCGAACUUCGGAUGCUUUCACUUUCGAAUUCGCAAUCUGAAUACAACAUUUCAAAACGAAAACAGAAAAGUAGAACUAAACUGGGUGACUGUGAGGGUGCUUUGCGGGACAUGAACAGGACAUAAUUCAUUGCUACAAUUUCUUAAUUCGUUCCUAUGAUUUAUUAAUUUAUUAAUUUGUAAAAUGAGGGAACAAAUUAAUAUGUAGUAUUAAUGAAUUGUUAAUUUAUUCCCACGAAAUAUUUUAUUUCCCACCCGCAAUUUAUCACAGUAAGAGAUACGAAAACAUGGAUUAAAAGUGAAUGACAAGAAAAUAAACCUAAGAAAUUAAAGGGUGAGACGGUGAGGAUUUGGGAAAAUAAAAAUAUUAAGUUAUGUGGCAAUUCGUGACCAACUGGCAAAACAGUACACUUUUUUUGCACAAGAAUACCAACAUGUUUACCUUCUCUGGUUUAACAAGCGGUCUUUUACCCUACUCGAAAACCAAAUCCUCCGUCCGCCAUCGUUUCCAGAAUAGUCGCGUCCUUUUUGCCGUCACCACCUGGCUCGUGCUGACACUACAAAUACAAACCAGGCUCUACACCCGAAGCGCUCACAACGAAAACUACUCUUUGCGUGAUCAGUGAAAUCCUGAAUAUGCCACGGCUUUGUAACUCUGUAACCCGCGCUGUAUGGAGCAGUGCGACCACGUCAAAUUUUAACUUGCACAUUUAAAAAAAAAAAAAAAAAAAAAAAGUGACAGUUUUGAUCAUUCUAGAGCCCUGCAAUACAAAGGCAUUCAACAUGGAAAGAAAGUAAUAGAAAUGUAGUCACUAAGUCAUGUUUAAUUAUAAUUUCUAAUUAUUUUAUACGGUGCACUGCGCUCUGACAGGGCUGCGGGACACGAACAUAAUUAUUUCCUACAACUUGUUAAUUCGUUCCUACGUUUUAUUAAUUUAUUAAUUUGUAAAAUAAGGGAACGAAUUAAAAAGUCGUAUUAACGAAUUCUUAAUUUAUUGCCACGAAAUCUUUUAUUUCCCACACGCAGUUUACCCGCAUAAAUGAUCCGACAACAUGGAUUAAAAGUAAAUGACAAGAAAACAAACCUGCGAAAUUAAAGGGUGAGACGGUGAUGAUUUGUGAAAAGAAACUAUAAAUAUUAUUAAGUUUGUGGCAAUUCGUGACCAACCGGGAAAACAGGACACACAGCCGCUUAUGGCUUUAAAUGUAUUGGCUCGAACUGCAUGAAUCCAUGACCACUGCAUGGUCGCUACUAACAUUUGCCUGCUAACCAAUUAUUUAACUUAUAAAGAAUGCUUUGUACCUCACUUGUGUCAUAUUCACGAAAAAUGUUUCAUAUGAGCAACAGUGUGUUUUGCCGUUGCGCCGCCGAAGAAAGAGAAUUCACUGACCGCGCGCCGUAAUUACUUUUUAUUUUAAAUGCAGAUCAUGUCAUGUGCAAACACAGCCAUUGGGUUUCAAAAUACAACAAAGAGCACCAUAAAACCAUUUAAAAUGUGCAUUUAGCGAUCUAGUGACUGGAUAUGAAACAGGCAACAGUAAAUUAUCCCAAAUGGAACAACGGCGCGCUUUCUCCUAUAGCCGCUGCUGCCACUGCACGUGCUAUUGCUAUGCAUCAUUCUGUAUGUGUAUUCUCAGUUUAAAUGCAGCGAUACAAAACAGUGAAUCUACUCCUCAUUCAGUCAAAACUUUGCUUCAAGAAUGAGCCACACUGCUGACGUGAUCUAAUCCCUAGCACACCCUUAGCACAUGUGAGUUAACAUAUUCAUCUUAUCGGCAAAACAUAUCGGCAUAAUUUUUCAUAUCGGGCCGAUGCCGAUAUUUACAUUUGAAGUCAUUAUCGGCCGAUUCCGAUAUCAGUCCGAUAAUAUCGUGCAUCCCUAAUUAAAAUUACAUCAAUCAUUCCAAAUAUGCAAAUCAGAGCGCUGCAAACUGUUGUCAGUCUUCACAGAAGUGCGCUUCCUAGCAAAUUCAAAAAUUCAAAUAUUAUUAAACCAUUAAAGGUGGUGCUACAAGGGACUUAUCAUCCUGCUCUUACUCGAGUUCAGUGCUUCCACAUGUCCAAGCAAAUCCAAGCACAUCACUGUACAGAUUCCAAAAGCUCCCUUUAGUAUCUGUUUACUGAUACGUUCAAGGCUGUAUUGUUUUAACCUGAUGUCACAUUUGUGUGCCAGCCAAUUAGUGUUUUUGUAUUACAGUUGCUUUUAUGGAAUACAGCACCACCCGGUCAACACGAGAAUUAAAAUUAAAUUAAAAAUGUUAAAUGUUAUUAGCAUUGAACAAAAAUGCAAUAAUGACAACAAAGCUGUUUUUUUUUUUUUUUUUCUAUUGCCAAACCUCUGCAGUGAAGUGUUUAGAGGUUUCCAGCAUAAAGCCCUUGUAUUUCUCCAGGCUGCAGCUAUACUUAAUGAGAAUGGCUUGUAGAUAAUGUAGUCUCAGAAAAAAAGGUACAAAAGUUGUCACUGGGGUGGUACCCUUUCACUUUUAUACGUUAUUUAUUUAAUGGUGCAUAUUAGUAUCUAAAGGGUACUGCCACGGUCACAGCUGUUAUAUAAUGUUUAUGAAGGAAUCAAUCUUUUUGUUACCUUAAGGUUAUAUUUAUCUCAUACCUAAAGAAGGCAGUUUUUUGUACAGUCUGUUUAUAUAUAUAUAUAUAUAUAUAUAUAUAUAAUUGUAAGGGGUUGGAGAAAGAAACAUCACACUUCUGCAUUUUGUCUGGAUUUACUUUGAAUAAAUGAGAUGGAAAGUAGCCAUGUUUGAUUUUUUUCUGUUUUUUUUUAUUUUGGUAAAGACACAAAUGAUGCAUGUUUACACUGUCAGGGUAAAUUAUCUGGGAUGCAGAGCUGUUGUGGACACAGCAAACGGCUGAAAUAAGCUGUUUGCUGUAAACAGCUCUUAUUUACAGCUAGAAGCAGAUUUAUUCUACCCAGUGUUUAUAUUUAUUGAUGCUUAUUAGUGAUGUCAGCAGAUGAUGCGUCAGCAGCUGGUGGUCAUCUCUGUCAGGAUUCCCAUGAGACUGAAUCCAGGGAA
Labeo rohita (rohu) is the source of this 6291-nucleotide messenger RNA. It is a transcript of the gene themis, whose product is annotated as thymocyte selection associated. Bases 242 to 2296 code for a protein of 684 amino acids. Gene Ontology annotation, biological process: T cell receptor signaling pathway. NCBI's taxonomy places the organism in Eukaryota, Metazoa, Chordata, Actinopteri, Cypriniformes, Cyprinidae. The record is from RefSeq and is a predicted model, not a curated record. The transcript has 6 exons.